AUGAAUCCAACAUCCUUCCUCCUAUCGCAAGAUGUGCGCGUCCUCGCAACCCGCGACCAGGGCGUCGGCAGCGGCGCCAUCAACAUCGAGGCCAUCGACCCCGCGCAGCGGUACACAAUGGUGGCACUGCUGGGCUGCGCGCUGUGGAACAGCCUCGAGAUGGUGCCCAUCGUCCUGCUGACCUUCAAACGAUACUCCGGGCUGUACUUCUGGAGCAUGGUGUUUUCCACGCUGGGUGUCAUCUUUUCCGCUAUCGGCUUUCUCUUUCUCAUCUUCGACAUCGGCGUGGACAACAAAUUCCCACCGGCCUUCAUGGCGGCUUUCGGCUGGGUGCCAAUGGUCAGCGGACAAAGCCUGGUUCUCUUCAGCCGGCUUCAUCUACUUCGCCUGUCGAGGACGCUGAGGAAAUGGAUCCUUGCCGAAAUCAUCUUUACGAUUGUGUUUCUCCAAAUUCCCACUUUGACUCUCACCGUCGGCAGCCAGACCAGCCAUCCCGACCAACACGCAUGGGUCAGGCCCUAUCAGAUCAUCGAAAGGAUACAGGUCGUUGUGUUCUUUGUACAGGAAGUCGUCCUCAGCUCACUGUACCUGUGGAGGUGUUUUAAAUUUCUCGUGGCCCGCGAAGGGAAUGAGACAGGCUUCAGCAGCGACAGGGGCCGGCGUGACGUGCAGAAGAUGUUCAUUCACUUGCUCAUCGUCAACAUCAUAGUCAUCGCCCUCGACGUCACAAUCAUCGGCUUGCAGUAUACUGGUCUGUUUCUGUUCCAGAUCAGCUACAAGCCCUUCGCCUACAGCGUCAAGCUAAAGAUCGAAGCAAGCAUCCUCACACAGCUCGUUGACUUCGUGAAAGCCCGGCACAGACACGGCACAUUCACGCUGACGCCUGAAGCCCAGAAGGAGUGGGACGACACGCUGGACAGGGUGUUUGGCACGGUGGGGGACAUGAAGAGCGACGAUGAAUAUCACGACGGAAACAAAAUUGGGCCCCAAACCGCCGAGAAGAAUAGCUCAGGCACGCGCGUGGGCACUGGUUCGGGCUCGGGCUCGGGCUCGGGCUCGGGCUCGGGCACGACACAUACACUUGCCCAAGUGAAGGAAAUACCACAGGAAGUUGUCGUCUACCCGGCUAGGUAUACGCAAGGAAACCCGGACGCUCCGUUUGUUCGGUGGUGGCACCCGGAAGAGGUAAAGGAGGUACAUAGUCGGAGGCAAUCGCAACGGCCGCCGGAGAGAUUGUAA
Diaporthe citri is the source of this 1239-nucleotide messenger RNA. RefSeq lists its product as uncharacterized. The coding region runs from base 1 to 1239 and encodes 412 amino acids. The transcript has a single exon. The record is from RefSeq and is a predicted model, not a curated record. NCBI's taxonomy places the organism in Eukaryota, Fungi, Ascomycota, Sordariomycetes, Diaporthales, Diaporthaceae.